CAUCAGCAGAAUUAAAAUAAACUCAUGUUGGUAGUCUGCUCAUUAAAGCAUUGCUUCUGCUAAUUUAAAAUUCCUUCAACUUCCAUUCUCCGAACUCAAAUUGUCUUCCCUUCACAUUCUUUCUCUUUCUUUUUCCCUUUUCUUUCCACCUAGAACAAUGCUAACAGCCUCUGUCCUCCCCAACUAUCAUUCUUCUCUUCCAGACUGAGUCUUGGUCUUGGCCUCCUGCAUCCAUUAUUUUAUUUUGCGAAUGUUCUUCGAUGCUGAACUUAUUUUUCUUCUAUAUAUAUGAAGCAAGGUUAGUGCAUUUGUGGGCACAUAAAGCUGGAAAAAGGGUAUGGCUUCUCCUGUUCUGCUUCAUGGAAUACUCCAUGUCACCAUCUUUGACGUCAAUCGGCUUUCUGGUCCUGGUUGCUGCAGGUUUUUUUGCAAGAUGCUGGAAAACAUUGAAGAGACUGUGGGAUGUGGAAAAGGUUUCUCUAAAUUAUAUGCUGCAAUUGAUUUAGAAGGAGCUAGAGUUGGCCAAACUAGACUGUUAGAACAUGCUCGUUCUGACCCAAAAUGGCACCAGUCUUUCCACAUUUACUGUGCUCAUAAGGCUUCCAAUGUUGUAUUCUCUAUCAAAGUAAAAGAUCCCAUUGGAGCAGAAGUGAUUGGAAGAGCUUACCUGCCUGCUUCCGAACUUUUAAAUGGGAAAGAAUUAGAUACACGGCUUAGGAUCUUGAACAAGAACCAUAAACCUCUACGUAGAGGUUCAAAGAUUCAUGUCAAAGUACAAUUUUUUGAUGUAAGUAAAGGAAGUAGCUGGUCUAAAGGAAUUCCUGAUCCUACAUUUCCAGGCAUACCUUGCACAUUCUUUCCCCAACGAAGUGGUUGCAGGGUUACCCUUUAUCAAGAUGUUCAUGUCCCAGAUGAAUUUGUCCCCAAGUUCCCUCUUGCUGGGGGCAAGUCCUAUCAUUAUGAACCGAAUCGAUGCUGGGAAGACAUUUUUGAUGCCAUUUCUAAUGCAGAACAUUUUAUUUACAUUACAGGCUGGUCUGUAUAUACUAAAAUCACUUUAUUGAGGGACUUGAGAAGGCGAAAAGAGGGAGAAGACAUUACUCUUGGAGAACUACUGAAGAAAAAAGCUGAUGAAGAUGUUAGGGUCCUAAUGCUAGUUUGGGAUGAUAAAACAUCAGUAAAGUUAUUAAAGAAAGAUGGAGUAAUGGCUACACAUGAUGAAGAUACUAGAAGUUACUUCCAUAAUACCAAAGUCCACUGUGUUCUGUGCCCUCGAAGUCCGGAUAACAGGAAAAGCAUUGUAAAAGAUAUUGAAAUUUCUACAGUAUUCACUCACCACCAGAAGACUGUUGUGGUGGACAGUGGACUGCCAAAUGGAGAAAUGCAAAGGAGGAGGAUAGUGAGUUUCAUUGGUGGCAUUGACCUUUGUGAUGGGAGAUAUGAUACUCCAUUUCAUUCCAUUUUCAGGACUUUAGAUACAGCGCAUUACAAGGAUUUUCAUCAGCCUAAUUUCGCCCAUGCAUCAAUUGCCAAGGGAGGACCAAGGGAGCCUUGGCAUGACAUUCAUUGCCGGUUAGAAGGGCCUGUUGCUUGGGAUGUACUUUCCAAUUUUGAGCAGAGGUGGAGGAAACAAGGUGGGAAUAAAGACUUGCUUCUUCAACUUAGAGAAUUUGCUGACAUUUUUAUUCCUCCAUCUCCUGUUACUCUCCCUGAAGACCGCGAAACAUGGCAUGUACAGUUGUUCAGGUCCAUUGAUGGUGGAGCUGCUUUUGGCUUCCCUGAAGCUCCUGAAGCUGCAGCCGGAGCUGGUCUUGUCAGUUGGAAGGAUAAUAUAAUUGAAAGAAGCAUUCAAGAUGCUUAUAUUAAUGCCAUUCGGCGAGCAAAGAAUUUCAUUUAUAUAGAAAACCAGUACUUCCUUGGAAGUUCGUUUAGCUGGAAGUCUAAUGGCAUAAAGGUUGAGGAGGUUGGUGCUUUGCAUCUUAUCCCAAAAGAACUGUCGUUAAAGAUUGUAAGUAAGAUUGAAGCUGAAGAAAGAUUUGCUGUAUAUAUUGUGAUUCCAAUGUGGCCAGAGGGUAUCCCAGAAAGUGCAUCUGUUCAAGCAAUAUUGAAUUGGCAAAAUAGAACAAUGGAAAUGAUGUAUAGUGACAUAGCUGAAGCUCUCAAUGCCAAGGGACUUGACACAAAUCCAAAGGACUACUUGUCAUUCUUUUGCCUUGGUAAUCGAGAGAUAAAGAAGACUGGGGAAUAUGAACCUCCCAAGAGACCUGAACAUGAUUCAGAUUAUUUUAGAGCUCAGGAAUCUAGGCGGUUCAUGAUCUAUGUUCAUGCCAAGAUGAUGAUAGUGGAUGAUGAAUACAUAAUCAUUGGGUCUGCAAACAUUAAUCAACGAUCAAUGGACGGGGCAAGGGAUUCAGAGAUAGCAAUGGGAGCCUAUCAGCCAUAUCACUUGGGCACCAAGCAGCCAGCCAGGGGUCAAAUUCAUGGGUUCAGAAUGUCAUUGUGGUACGAACAUCUAGGCAUGCUCGAUGACUCCUUCUGCCAACCUGAGACCCAGGAAUGUGUCCAAAAAUUGAACCACAUUGCUAGUAAGUACUGGGACCUCUACUCCUCUGGGAAUUUAGAACAUGACUUGCCAGGCCAUUUGCUUACUUAUCCCAUUGGAGUUACCAGUAAUGGAGAGAUCACAGAGCUUCCUGAAACAGAAUUUUUCCCAGAUACCAGAGCUCGGAUUUUUGGAUCCAAAUCCGAGUUACUUCCUUCCAUCCUCACUACUUAAAA
This is a messenger RNA of Hevea brasiliensis (rubber tree), 2778 nucleotides long. RefSeq names its product phospholipase D alpha 1-like. The record is from RefSeq and is a predicted model, not a curated record. Bases 338 to 2776 code for a protein of 812 amino acids. The transcript is spliced from 3 exons. Gene Ontology annotation, cellular component: plasma membrane. Gene Ontology annotation, biological process: phosphatidylcholine metabolic process; phospholipid catabolic process. NCBI's taxonomy places the organism in Eukaryota, Viridiplantae, Streptophyta, Magnoliopsida, Malpighiales, Euphorbiaceae. Gene Ontology annotation, molecular function: D-type glycerophospholipase activity; calcium ion binding.